AUGAACACAAGGCAACCAACGUCCUUUUCCUGUUUUGUUAUAUUUCUGAUUGCUGCCUCCAUCUCAGCUUCCAUUGAUGAUGGUAACGAGACCGAUUAUCAGGCUUUGUUGAAGUUCAAGUCAAUGAUCAGGAAUGAAGAAGCUCUAAGCUCAUGGAACGCUUCCUUCCAUUUCUGUGAUUGGAGUGGUGUUUCAUGUGGGAGGCAGCAUAGAAGAGUAACAGUUCUACUACUGGAGUCACAAGGACUACAAGGCUCAUUGUCUCCUCAUGUAGGGAACCUCAGCUUCCUUCGUUUCUUUUCUCUCUGGAACAACAGCUUUCAAGGAACCAUCCCUCAUGAAAUCGGUCGUCUCUCCAGGCUAAAAGACCUCUCUCUUGACUACAACAAAUUCAGUGGGGUCAUUCCAACCAACUUGUCCCAUUGUUCUAAACUUGAAAACCUUGGAAUUGGUGAUAACAAGCUAGUUGGAAGCAUACCCAAAGAGAUCAGUUUUCUCUCCAAACUUACUUUUUUUUAUGCUAGUACAAACAAGUUAACAGGUGGGAUCCCUCCUGUCUUGGGGAAUAUAACAUCAAUGAAACUGUUCUCUGCUUCUGAAAAUUCGUUUGGAGGGAGCAUUCCAAAUACCUUAGGCCAUUGGAAAAGCUUAACAAAUUUUUACUGUGAUGAUUGUAACUUACAUGGAACCAUUCCUCAUGAACUGGGUCGUCUCUCUAGGCUACGUUUCCUCUAUCUUGGCUCUAACGAAUUCAACGGAGUCAUUCCAACUAACUUGUCCCGUUGUUCUAACCUUGAAGAGCUUGAACUUUCUAAGAACAAGCUAGUUGGAAGCAUACCCAAAGAGAUCAGUUUCCUCUCCAAACUUACUUUGUUUAGAGUUUAUGAUAAUAACUUAACCGGUGGAAUCCCGGCUCUGUUGGGGAAUAUGACAUCAAUGGAAAUGUUCUCUGCAACCAGAAAUCCAUUGGGUGGGAGCAUUCCAGACACCUUAGGCCGUUGGAAAAGCUUAACACAACUUUACCUUGGUGCUUGUAACUUAUCUGGGACCAUCCCUCAUUCCAUUUUUAACCUCUCACUCCUAACCAAUUUUUCCUUGGCUGAGAAUCAGCUUACCGGUAGUCUUCCCUCAGCUUUAGGUACAAUGCUCCCGAAUCUUAGGUACCUUCAGUUAUGGGGUAACCAACUCACCGGAACUCUUCCACCCUCGAUAUCUAAUUGUUCGAAAUUAGAUUUUCUUGAAGUCCAUCUAAACAACUUCAGUGGGAAGUUGGAAAUUGACUUUGCAGAAAUGAAAGAUAUGUAUUUUAUAUCCUUUGGUGGUAACAACAUCUAUGGAUCCGGAGGUGCUGAUGAUAUGAAGUUUAUUGAUACUUUGAAAAACUGUAGCAGAUUAGACACAUUGGAUCUUUUUCGUUGCACGUUUCAAGGACCAUUGCCUGCAUCAAUUGGUAAUCUUUCUGAUCGGCUCAGUUAUCUAAGUUUAGGAGGAAAUCGUAUACAUGGAAACCUUCCUCCAGGUAUAGGCAAUCUAAUUGGCUUGACCAAUUUAGGUUUAGAAGAUAACCAGUUUACUGGAAAAAUCCCCUCAACCAUUGGUAAGCUUCAGAACCUACAAAUGGCUUCUCUACGUUACAACCAAUUUUCAGGGCCGAUUCCAGAUGCCAUUGGAAACUUAUCAUUGUUGACUAAGCUUUGGUUAAAUUCAAACAAACUGGAAUCGCACAUUCCAUCAAGCCUGGGAAAUUGUCGUAAUCUAUUGGAGUUGCACCUUGAUGACAAUCAACUCAGCGGGGGAAUACCUAGACAACUUCUUCAACUUUCAUCUCUAAGCAUCAUACUAAAUCUUUCUCAAAACAACCUGGUCGGGUCGCUUCCAACAGAAGUUGGCAACCUCAAGAUGUUGACUUCUCUAGAUUUGUCAAAUAAUAAUUUAUCAGGUAACAUUCCUAGUAGCAUUGGUGGUUGCACUAGCCUUGUAUUCUUAUCCCUCAAAGGUAACUUAUUUCAAGGCGAAAUACCAACAUCAUUAAGUUCCAUGAGAGCAGUUUCGACACUUGAUCUUUCUCAUAAUAAUUUAUCUGGCCAAUUUCCUCGAUUCUUGGAACGGUUGCCCUUAUUAGAAUAUGCAAACCUGUCCUUUAAUGACUUCCAGGGCAAUGUACCCGUGAUCGGAGUAUUUGCAAAUGCAAGUGCAUUCUCUGUUUUGGGUAAUAAUAGGCUUUGUGGUGGCUUGGCUGAAAUUAGGUUGCCCAAAUGUAAUACAAAGAAGCAUAACAAAAAGUUACCUUUGUUCGCCAUACUCAUUCUAACUGCAUCCACACUUUUCACCAUAUUAUGUUUUGCAUAUGUUUGGUGUAAGAAAAGGAAGAGUCAACCAUCUCAAUCAUCGAGGGACGAACGGUUCAUGAAAGUAUCAUAUGCUCAAAUUCUAAAGGCUACCAACGGCUUCUCCCAAGCCAAUUUGAUUGGCGAGGGUGGGUUUGGCUCUGUUUAUAAAGGAGUCCUUGAUGAUACAACUGUUGCAGUUAAAGUUGUUCAUCUGCAAAACCGAGGUGCCCACAGAAGCUUUAUAGCGGAGUGUGAAGCACGGCGGAACAUUCGACACCGGAAUCUGUUGAAAAUAAUAACUUCAUGUUCAAGUCUUGACUUUCAAGGCAAUGAUUUCAAAGCUUUGGUAUAUGAGUUCAUGCCCAAUGGGAGCUUACAUGAUUGGUUGCAUUCAAGUGCAAAUACAUCCAGACUGAAUCUUUUCCAGAGAAUAAAUAUUCUCAUUGAUGUCGCAUCUGCACUUGAUUAUCUUCACAAUCACUGCCAGUCAUCCAUCCUUCACUGUGACCUGAAGCCUAGCAACAUUCUGUUGGAUGAUGAUAUGGUGGCCCAUGUUGGAGACUUCGGUUUAGCUCGAUUUCUUGGAGCAAAUUCAAACCAAAACAGCACAAGUGGCAUUAGAGGAACAAUUGGAUAUGCACCUCCAGAGUAUGGUGUUGGGAGUGAGAUGACAAGCAGUGGGGAUGUCUACAGUUUUGGAAUACUAUUGUUGGAGGUGAUAACUGGGAAGAGGCCUACAGACGACAUCUUUAACAAAGGCCUUAGCCUUCAUAAGUUUGCAUACAUGGCCUUGCCAGACCAUGUAAUCGAUGCUAUUGAUGAUAAUCUUCUGAAAUUUCUUCAAGAGGAUGCUAUUCCUACGCAACGUACAAUAGCAAAUGCAAAGAAAAUAGAGGAAUUCUUGGCUUCAACUAUCAAGAUUGGAGUAUCAUGCUCAGUGGAUUCCCCACCGCAGCGGAUGAAUAUCAAAAAUGUUGUCCAUGAAUUGCAGAAAAUUCUGGAUACACUGCAAAAUUUCCAUGGCUCCUUGUUCUCUCAUCUUCCUAAGUGAAAACAUAAUUAAAGAACCCUCUGCCUUUCCUGAGAGGCACUUGUCUUUAUUACAAAAUAUUAG
This is a messenger RNA of Lactuca saligna, 3444 nucleotides long. NCBI's taxonomy places the organism in Eukaryota, Viridiplantae, Streptophyta, Magnoliopsida, Asterales, Asteraceae. The record is from the annotation of a GenBank genome assembly.